Molecule: messenger RNA, 5290 nt
Organism: Exaiptasia diaphana
Lineage: Eukaryota; Metazoa; Cnidaria; Anthozoa; Actiniaria; Aiptasiidae
Product: hemicentin-2
Exons: 2
Coding region: 350-4864 (1504 amino acids)
Source: RefSeq, a predicted model, not a curated record
ACCGGAGGAUGAACGAGAAACUGACCCGGAACUGACUCACAAAAUAUCCAAACGAAACAUUCGAGCUGAUAAUUCACCAAUAUURAACACCACAAAACARWCGCUUAAAGAACAAAUCACAAAAACCAUUCAUCAAGAGGUUGGUAAAGCAGUGUCAAAGCUACAAUCUGCGAGAUACUGGAUUCCUAUUCCAGGCCCUCCCGGUCCACAAGGAGAGAAAGGACAGAAAGGUGAUGUAGGGACAAAAGGACCACGUGGACCAAGAGGAAAGCUUGGGAGAAGAGGAAAACGAGGACCACAUGGYUUGAAAGGUGAUCCGGGAGAAAAUGGAGCUGCCGGUCCACAAGGCAUGCCGGGACCGAAGGGGGAUCCUGGUCCUUCCCUAGCACCACCAUCAGUAAACAUUUCGCCCUCACAUUUGGUUAUCAAUGAAAGUCAAACGGCCACUUUGCAUUGUUCUGCUAUCAGUUACCCACGACCUGCUGUAGUUUGGAGUAAAGAAAACGGUUCGUUGCCRAAAGGAAGAUCUUCUGUUGACAGCAAAGGAAAACUUGAACUGAAGCAAGUCGUUUCAUCUGAUACAGGAACAUAUGUAUGCAAAGCUUUUAACAUUCUUGGUAGCAAACACAGCAAAUCGACAAUUGAAGUGAACUCUCGACCAAGAGUAACCUUGAUCAGUGGACCAGUAUAUGAAAAGAUAGGUACGGACAUUGUUAUGCCAAAAUGUCACGUGACAGGACAUCCUAAACCAAAGAUCACGUGGUCAAAGUCUACUGGUUCGUGGAAUAUCAGCCGAAGCGUCAUUACAGAUGGACAGAUGACRCUCUUUAGAGCAAACAAAGAAGAUUCUGGGACAUAUUUGUGUAAAGCUGAAAAUCUUCUUGGCUCAGUUACAAAAGGAACAAUUCUUAUUGUUGUUGAGCUGCCAAGAUUCACUAUAAAACCUCCUACAUCACUUGUCACCUUUCCUGGAAAAAGUUUUCGUCUCAAUUGUAAAGCUACAGGAGAGCCUAAACCAGUCAUAACAUGGAGAAGAGAAAAUGGCGUUCUUCCUAUUGGCAGGCAUGAAGUAAGAGAUGGUUCGUUGAUCCUCAAAGAUUCCAAAACAACAGAUUCGGGUGUGUAUAUUUGUACUGCAACAAGUGCUGGUGUUUUCCACAAAGAAUCAAGAUCCACUAUCAAGGUUCAAUUUAGAGAUUGUUCGGAAAUCUUCAAAUCAGGAGAGAGACGUAAUGGCGAAUACACAGUGAAUCCUGACAACCAACGUAGCUUUCAAGUGUACUGUGACAUGACAACGGACGGUGGGGGGUGGACUGUGUUUCAGAGAAGACAUGAAUCGGUCGAUUUUCAUCGCAAUUGGCAACGAUACAAAACAGGUUUUGGAAACCUGAAUGGCGCGUUUUGGUUGGGUAACGAUUACAUCCAUCGACUGACAGCAAGAACAGCAUCAAGUCUUCGCGUGGAAAUCGGGGACUGGGACGGAUCUCGGAAGUAUGCCAAAUAUGGUAGUUUUAGUGUAGGUGAUGAGUCAGACAAGUACAGGUUGAGUGUUGGCGGGUAUUCGGGUACAGCUGGAGACUCAAUGACAUAUCACAACAACUGGGCUUUUACCACCAAAGAUAGAGAUAACGAUGGUCGUUCAGGCGGUAAUUGUGCAGUUGAUCGUACCGGUGCGUGGUGGUAUUAUAACUGUGCAUACUCUAAUCUUAAUGGAAAGUAUUUAGGAAACGUACUUAAGAUGGGUGGCUUAGAGUGGUUCCAUUUCAAAGGUAGCUGGCAGUCCUUUAAAACAAGUGAAAUGAAGCUUCGACCACAAAACCAUAAAUAUCGUCAAAGCAUAAUAAGGACGUUCGUUUUCUUUUGGUCUUCAAAAAUGAUGGAAAAAGUUGCUCCUACGCGUUCUUCAUCAGUGUUCACCAUCGUGGCUUCACUACUAGCAAUGCUGCUUUUGUGUUUUGGAGAAUUUGUGCGYAUUGAGAUMGUCUUAAAAAGGCAAACGAAUCGGCUUGAUGAAUUUGAGAAGUUAACAACCUCAACACAACGUGACAGGAAUACCGCAAGUAUUGAUGAUCGCCAUUCUUCAAAAUAUAAUCAAGAAUUUGUGAAUAUGAAGCUAAUGCUAUAUGCUCAAACCUCAAGUAUAAAGAAAUUAGAAAGAGAGGUUAUUUUCUUAAAGAGGAACUCGAAACAUGUUGACAAUUUCUCGGCAAACAAACCGGAGGAUGAACGAGAAACUGACCCGGAACUGACUCACAAAAUAUCCAAACGAAACAUUCGAGCUGAUAAUUCACCAAUAUUGAACACCACAAAACAGUCGCCUAAAGAACAAAUUAUAAGAAUAAUUCAUCAAGAGGUUGGUAAAGCAGUGUUAAAGCUACAAUCUGCGAGAUACUGGAUCCCUAUUCCAGGACCUCCCGGUCCACAAGGAGAGAAAGGACAGAAAGGUGACGUAGGGACAAAAGGACCACGUGGACCAAGAGGAAAGCUUGGAAGAAGAGGAAAACGAGGACCACGUGGUUUGAAAGGUGUUCCGGGAGAGCCUGGAGUUCCUGGUCCCCGAGGUAUGCCGGGAUUGAAGGGGGAUCCUGGUCCUUCCCUAGCACCACCAUCAGUAAUUAUUUCGCCCUCACAUUUGGUUAUCAAUGAAAGUCAAACGGCUAUAUUGCAUUGUUCUGCUAUCGGUUACCCACGACCUGCUGUAGUUUGGAGUAAAGAAAACGGUUCGCUGCCGAAAGGAAGAUCUUCUAUUGACAGCAACGGUAAACUUGAACUGAGACAAGUCGCUUCAUCUGAUACAGGAACAUAUGUAUGCAAAGCUUUUAACAUCCUUGGUAACAAACACAGCAAAUCGACAAUUGAAGUGAACUCUCGACCUAGAGUGACCUUGAUCAGUGGACCAGUAUAUGAAAAGAUAGGUACGGACAUUGUUAUGCCAAAAUGUCACGUGGCAGGACAUCCGAAACCAAAGAUCACGUGGUCAAAGUCUAUUGGUUCAUGGAAUAUCAGCCGAAGCGUCAUUGCAGAAGGACAAAUGACACUUUUGAGAUCGAGAAAAGAGGAUUCUGGGAUAUAUCUGUGUAAAGCUGAAAAUCUUCUUGGAUCAGUUACAAAAGGAACAAUUCUUAUUGUUGUUGGGCUGCCAAGAUUCACUAUAAAACCACCUACAUCACUCGUCACCUUUCGUGGAAAAACUAUUCGCCUGAAUUGUAGUGCUACAGGAGAGCCUAAACCAGUCAUAACAUGGAGAAGAGAAAAUGGUGUUCUUCCUAUUGGCAGGCAUGAAGUAAGAGAUGGUUCUUUGAUAAUCAAAAAUUCAAAAAUAACAGAUUCGGGCGUGUAUGUUUGUACUGCAACAAGUCCUGGUAUUUCCCACAAAGAAUCAAGAUCUACUAUCAAGGUUCCUUUUAAAGAUUGUUCGGAAAUCUUCCAAUCAGGAGAGAGANCCUCACAUUUGGUUAUCAAUGAAAGUCAAACGGCUAUAUUGCAUUGUUCUGCUAUCGGUUACCCACGACCUGCUGUAGUUUGGAGUAAAGAAAACGGUUCGCUGCCGAAAGGAAGAUCUUCUAUUGACAGCAACGGUAAACUUGAACUGAGACAAGUCGCUUCAUCUGAUACAGGAACAUAUGUAUGCAAAGCUUUUAACAUCCUUGGUAACAAACACAGCAAAUCGACAAUUGAAGUGAACUCUCGACCUAGAGUGACCUUGAUCAGUGGACCAGUAUAUGAAAAGAUAGGUACGGACAUUGUUAUGCCAAAAUGUCACGUGGCAGGACAUCCGAAACCAAAGAUCACGUGGUCAAAGUCUAUUGGUUCAUGGAAUAUCAGCCGAAGCGUCAUUGCAGAAGGACAAAUGACACUUUUGAGAUCGAGAAAAGAGGAUUCUGGGAUAUAUCUGUGUAAAGCUGAAAAUCUUCUUGGAUCAGUUAUAAAAGGAACAAUUCUUAUUGUUGUUGGGCUGCCAAGAUUCACUAUAAAACCACCUACAUCACUCGUCACCUUUCGUGGAAAAACUAUUCGCCUGAAUUGUAGUGCUACAGGAGAGCCUAAACCAGUCAUAACAUGGAGAAGAGAAAAUGGUGUUCUUCCUAUUGGCAGGCAUGAAGUAAGAGAUGGUUCUUUGAUAAUCAAAAAUUCAAAAAUAACAGAUUCGGGCGUGUAUGUUUGUACUGCAACAAGUCCUGGUAUUUCCCACAAAGAAUCAAGAUCUACUAUCAAGGUUCCUUUUAAAGAUUGUUCUGAAAUCUUCCAAUUAGGAGAGAGACGUAAUGGCGAAUACAUAGUAGCUCCAGACAACCAAGGUAGCUUCCAUGUGUACUGUGACAUGACAACUGAUGGUGGGGGGUGGACCUUGUUCCAGCGUCGUAAAGACGGAUCGGUCGAUUUUCAUCGCAAUUGGCAGCAAUACAAAACAGGUUUUGGAAACUUGAAUGGCGAGUUUUGGCUGGGUAACGAUUACAUCCAUCGACUGACAGCAAGAACACCAUCAAGUCUUCGCGUGGAAGUCGGGGACUGGGAUGGAACUCAGAUCUACGCCAAAUAUGGUAGCUUUAGUGUAGGUGAUGAAUCAAACAAGUACAGGUUGAGUGUUGGCGGGUAUUCGGGUACAGCUGGAGACUCAAUGGCAUAUCAUAACAACUGGUCUUUUACCACCAAAGAUAGAGAUAACGAUGGUCAUAGUAGUGGUAAUUGUGCAGUUCUGUAUACCGGUGCGUGGUGGUAUGAUUACUGUGAAUACUCUAAUCUUAAUGGAAAGUAUUUAGGAAACGUAGUUAAGACGGGUGGCUUAGAGUGGCGCCAUUACAAAAGUAACUUGCAGUCUUUUAAAACAAGUGAAAUGAAGCUUCGACCACAAAACCAUAAAUAACUGUAGAUCUUUUUAUAGAAUGAUAGACACUGACUCUUUURCGUCACUACUUGAUUUUCAAUGCAUUGUGGGAUCAGUUUAUAGAGAAAACAAAAGAAAUCGGCCAUGUUACGUUCUAACCCAAUCCUGCAAUGCAUUGUGGUGGAUACGGUAUACGUACGUAACKCAAAAGAUUCAGAGAUCUAUUGAUAUAUAACGAAUGCUCUGAUUAUUUCUGUAUGUAGAGCUCAAAAAUACAUGCUGGAAUCAUUUUUUUAAUAAUAUAUAUAUAAUUUCAAAGAGGCAAGAUUUGCUGUGACUCCGAGUUUCGCGCUACGCACUCAUCAGACAGUAUUUAGUAUAAUUAGCUCUAMACUUWAUGUGUAUUGAGCAUUCUUUAAUGGGAUCAACUACUUCCUCAUACGAUAAAAUAAAUAAAGAAAUAUA